Molecule: messenger RNA, 1964 nt
Organism: Populus nigra (black poplar)
Lineage: Eukaryota; Viridiplantae; Streptophyta; Magnoliopsida; Malpighiales; Salicaceae
Product: RING-H2 finger protein ATL13-like
Exons: 1
Coding region: 317-1798 (493 amino acids)
Source: RefSeq, a predicted model, not a curated record
CUUUAAGUGCCACUUUGAUUUUUCUCUCCUGUCUCUCUCUUUCACUCUCUGCAUUUGCCCUGCAGUUUCCCUACUUGUAGAAAAAACAAAAUUGAGGUGAAGACUAUACUAGUCUAGUUCUCAAAACUCAACCGAAAGACCUUGUAUCCCACACGCUCAUGUGACAUAAUAACUUCUGGGCCUGUGGGGGGGUACGUCAUUGGGGCUUGGGAUUUAUUUUGUAGUAGCAAAUGAGAUGCUUAUUGGUAUCAUCACUUGGUUCAACUCUAAAGCUUCAAUCUUGUUGAGUUUCUCUGUGUCUUUUUGUUAAGAAAUUAUGAAUUGGGUUCUCCUUCAAAUCAAAGGAAGCACCUUUAUUUCUCCAACCCAGCAACCAUAUUUUCUUUCUCAGCCACCUCCACAACCAAAACUUGAUACUGAUGGUUUCAACUUGAGCACCAGGGUUAGUCCUAGUAUAUUGCUUAUCAUUAUAAUUCUAGCUAUUAUUUUCUUUGUUUCUGGUUUGCUUCACCUGCUAGUUAGAUUUCUUUCAAGACCACCUAAUAGGGAAACUGAUGACUUAGAGAGUGUGACUGCUCUCCAAGGUCAGUUGCAGCAACUCUUUCACCUUCAUGAUGCUGGUGUUGACCAGACAUUUAUAGAUGCUCUCCCUGUGUUCCACUACAAAGCCAUUAUAGGAUUGAAGAACCCUUUUGACUGUGCUGUUUGUUUGUGUGAAUUUGAGCCUGAAGAUAAGCUUAGGUUGUUGCCAAAAUGCAGUCAUGCCUUUCACAUGGAGUGUAUAGACACAUGGCUCUUGUCUCACUCCACUUGCCCUCUUUGUAGAGCUUGCUUGCUCUCUGAUUUCUCUCCAAACAAUAGCUGCUCUCCCAUUGUUCUUGUUCUUGAAUCUGGAGGUGAGAGCUCAAGAGAGAUUGUUAAUGAUAGAGAGGCUAAUAUUGGCAGAACCACUUCAGUUUUGACUACAAAUUCCCAUCUGAGUUGUCAUGGAGACAAUGAAUUGGGAUCAUCGCGUUUGGAUAUUUCACACAAGUCGAGUGAAAUCUUGACAAAAGAUGAUUCUGUCCCAGAUUCUGCCCCUACAAUAGUAGUGGAUUCAAGGGAUAAGGUUGUUCCUGUUAAGCUAGGAAAGUUUAGGAAUGUGGAUAAUGGUGAAGGGAGUAGCACUAAUAUUGUUGAUUCAAGAAGGUGCUAUUCUAUGGGGUCAUUUGAGUAUGUAUUGGAUGAGAAUUCUUCAUUGCAAGUACCUAUAAGGACUCCAAUGAAGAAGCAGUCAAGCAAGAAGCCUACUUUGCCUUUAACACCUGGCCACAGGCCAGCAAUGUCUGAAUGUGAUUGUGAAUCAAGAAGAGAAUUUGAUGGUUUUGAAAGCCUUAAAAGUGUUGAAGUUAACGGGACUGCUAGUAUUGUUUCGAGCAGCGGUAAUGGCAUUGGUAGAAGCAAGAGAGAGAGCUUUUCUAUAUCAAAGAUAUGGCUUAGAGGGAAAAAGGUGAAGCAGAAUUCACCAGAGGAUUCUUCAAGAAGGGCCUUUUCCUUUCGAUUUCCAGUGAAUAAAAAUGUUGUUGCCGGUAAUGAUUUGAAGAUGAAGAAGGGGGAUGGUGAUGUGAGGACUGAUUCUGAAAUAAGCUUUGGCAGGUGGGAAAAUGGAGAUGGUCAAUGGGGUUUUGAUGACCAGAAUCAGAGUUGUAAUAGCUUGGAAUUACAAGCAAAAACACCUUCCUUUGCAAGGAGGACUCUGCUUUGGCUUGUGGGAAGACAAAACAAGGUUGUUCACUCAUCCUUCACACCUAAUGUCUAGCAUUCUUUUGUCAACUUUUCUUGGAUACUUUUUCUGGGAAAAUUUUCUUCGUUUUCUUCAUUGUGUAAGUUAGAAUUGGAAUCUGUAGCUGGAAAAAGAAAGAAGCAAUUAUGAAACUGAUCCAGAAACACAAAAUCGAGGCUUUUACAUUGGAUUAUGCUUUUCA